CGUGUCUCCUGAUUGUCACUCCUGCGCAGAAAAGGAAAAGUGUCUUGAAACGUUGCACUGUAUGUUUUGCAGAGAUGGCAGUUGACAUUACGUUAUUGUUUAAAGCAAGCGUCAAAACCGUAAAAACUAGAAAUAAAGCAAUUGGUGUGGGAUUUGAUACAUCAAAAGACGAAAUACUAAAGAAAAGUCGACCAAAAAGCGAUUUCUCCAACAGGGCUAAAGACGUGAUUACUAACAUUACAAGGCUAAAAGACUUUCUUCUAAAACAUCGGAAAGAUUAUAUCAAUGCUGGGGGUCUUAUUUCUUCAGAAUACUCACGUAUGACAGAUAGUGAAAGGGACCAGAUUGAUCAAGAUGCACAGAUAUUAAUAAGGACAUGUUCUGAUGCCAUUAACCAUCUGAGAACAGAAGCUUCUAAAAAUGCCUUAUCUGCUCAAACUAAAGAACAUCAAGGAGCUGUUCUGGACCUUACAGAAAUGUACCUAAAAAGUGUCUGCAAACUAUAUUCAGAACAACGUGCUAUCAGAGUUAAGAGAGUUGUGGAUAAAAAGAGAUUGUCAAGACUUGAACCAGAGAAAAGAAAUAAAUUAGUAGAUUCCACUCCUCCCAAGACACCAGUGAUUUCUUCAACAGAACAAGUAGAUGAAAAAGCUAUUCAAGAUGAAAGCACUGAUAAAAGCAAUGCAGAAACCCAGGACAAUAAUGUUGCUCUUUGGGAAGAUGGAAAAGUGGAGGAUGAACUGUCGCCUGAAGAAAUUCAAAUGUUUGAACAAGAAAAUCAAAGGCUUGUCAGUGAGAUGAACAGCCUCGUCGAUGAAGUGAGGCAAAUAGAAGGAAAAGUGGUUGAAAUAUCUAGACUUCAAGAGAUUUUUGCAGAGAAAGUUCUACAACAGGAGACAGACAUAGACAAUAUUCAUCAGUUGGUUGUGGGAGCAACAGAAAAUGUCAAGGAAGGAAAUGAAGAUAUCAGAGAGGCAAUUAAAAACAAUGCUGGAUUUCGGGUGUGGAUUCUCUUCUUUCUUGUGAUGUGCUCAUUUUCUUUGCUUUUCCUGGACUGGUAUGACAGCUGAUGUUAUUUAAUGAAAUGGAGACAAGAGACUCAAAAUGAAUAGUUCACAAUUAACCUAUACUGUUCAGUCACAUUUUAUCUUUCAUGUAAUUAUUAAACAAUGUAAAACCUAUCAGUGAACGUCACUUUCUGGACACGUAGCAAGUGAGGAUUGAAGUAUCUGCAAACUGCUGCCUUAUUUCCAAGUGGCUUCUUCUGCUAGGGCUGCCCUGGUCCUCUUGCCAUUUCAGUCCAUCCUUACCACCUUUUGUUGGUGAAAAUCAGGAAGAUGUCUGUUUUGUCCUGUUCAAUUUUCUUUUUUUUCAUUCUUUUUCAUUUACAGUGAUGUCUUUCUAUUUGUCCAAAUUGUCCUGUUAAUCUCUGGUAAUUUUCACAUUUGAGUCAAAUGAGCAUUUUCUAUUAUCACUCCAUUAAUUAUCUUCUGUAGCUUGAUGAUUGUCUAACCAGGAAGUCUUCAAAACAAAGUUCUGUUUAUAUGUUUUUAAUGUAUAAAAUUAAAUAACAUGGUAAUGACAGCCACAUCAGCUACUGUAAGAUUAAAAAUAAAAGAUUUGUCUUUUUAGAGCUCAAAGAAUCGACUUGUAUUCAAAUAUUUCAAGAAUUAAGUACACAUCUUACCAUACUGAAGAAAUAUUCAGAGAAUUCACAUUUUUUUAAUGUUUGAAAUUACAUUUAUUUAGGAGUACUUGCACAAAAGAAUUGUGUCAUCUGCCUUAGAUUUUAUUUAUUUUGACAAAGUGAAAAUGUCAAAAGUUACAACCAAAUGGUUUCACUGCAGUACAUUGAAUGUGAUACAUGACAUGAUAAAAUGUGAUUUCUACAAAAUAAAUUACAGGAAUUGAUUUCAUAAAAUGUGCUUCUGAACAUCUAAUUUUUUAACCCAAGAAGAAACAUUUGGCACUGUUUUUGUUCAUUGUCUUUUAUUGCGAUCAUGCUUUUGUGACACUUUACAACAAGUUACAUUAAUUAAAGCCCGUCCUCCCCCCAAUGAGUUAUAUUAUCAAGCCACUAAAGCAAGUGGAGACGUAGCUGCUGAAGUACAUUUUGUGUUGUGACGAUACUUAUAUUGUAUGACAUUAAGAUAGAAAAUAAGCGGAACACUACAAUGUAAUUGCAAUCAGACACAUACUAACCUAAAUAAAUAAUAAAGUUUGUUUAGUCAAA
Messenger RNA from Polypterus senegalus (gray bichir), 2233 nucleotides. RefSeq names its product syntaxin 18 (gene stx18). The record is from RefSeq and is a predicted model, not a curated record. NCBI's taxonomy places the organism in Eukaryota, Metazoa, Chordata, Cladistia, Polypteriformes, Polypteridae. The transcript has 11 exons. Gene Ontology annotation, molecular function: SNAP receptor activity. Bases 75 to 1070 code for a protein of 331 amino acids. Gene Ontology annotation, cellular component: membrane; SNARE complex; endoplasmic reticulum. Gene Ontology annotation, biological process: retrograde vesicle-mediated transport, Golgi to endoplasmic reticulum; intracellular protein transport.